Messenger RNA from Ceratosolen solmsi marchali, 1364 nucleotides. RefSeq names its product Glycerol-3-phosphate dehydrogenase 1. Gene Ontology annotation, biological process: carbohydrate metabolic process; glycerol-3-phosphate catabolic process. The transcript has 7 exons. Gene Ontology annotation, molecular function: NAD binding; glycerol-3-phosphate dehydrogenase [NAD(P)+] activity; protein homodimerization activity. The coding region runs from base 151 to 1203 and encodes 350 amino acids. Lineage: Eukaryota; Metazoa; Arthropoda; Insecta; Hymenoptera; Agaonidae. The record is from RefSeq and is a predicted model, not a curated record. Gene Ontology annotation, cellular component: cytosol.
UGUCGGCAGUAGUAGCUGUCGACGGGUCGGUCGGUCUUCCAACUUCUUUUUCAUUCUUGUGUUAUCUAGUCGUUUUCCGGUCACGAAUCGUACUUGACGUUCUGAGCUCGUAUCGUCGCUACCACCGCUGUUGCUGCUACUACUCCCGACAUGUCCGAGAAAUUCAGGGUGUGCAUCAUUGGCUCUGGGAACUGGGGUUCGGCUAUCGCAAAAAUUGUUGGUUUAAAUGCCAAACAUAACGAGGCCUUCUUGGAUCAUGUCACAAUGUAUGUAUACGAGGAGAUAAUCGACGGGAAGAAGCUGACGGAAAUCAUCAACGAGACACACGUGAAUGUUAAGUACUUACCAGGUCACAAGAUUCCAGAGAAUGUCAUCGCCGUUGCAGACGUUGUCGAAGCUGCCAAAGAUGCUGAUAUUUUAAUUUUUGUAGUGCCGCAUCAAUUUAUCCGCAGGAUAUGUAGUACACUAUUAGGAAAAAUUAAAUCAACAGCUGUCGGACUAUCAUUAGUUAAGGGUUUCGAUAAGAAGGAAGGCGGUGGUAUCGAACUUAUUUCACACAUAAUUUCUAAGGAAUUGCAUAUUCCUGUUUCCGUCUUGAUGGGAGCAAAUUUAGCCUCCGAAGUGGCUGAUGAGAUGUUCUGCGAAACAACUAUUGGAUGUAAGGAUAAGUCAAAGGCCCCGAUACUGAGGGAUAUUAUUCAGACGUCAUACUUUCGAGUCGUUGUCGUAGAAGAUGCUGAUUCCGUUGAAUGUUGUGGUGCUCUCAAGAAUAUUGUAGCGUGUGGCGCCGGUUUCGUAGAUGGCCUUGGCCUUGGAGAUAACACGAAAGCCGCAGUCAUUAGGCUCGGACUCAUGGAGAUGAUAAAAUUCGUCGAUGUCUUCUUCCCAGGUGGCAAGCUCUCGACGUUCUUUGAGAGUUGUGGCGUGGCCGAUCUCAUCACUACUUGCUACGGUGGGAGGAACAGAAAAGUCUCCGAGGCUUUUGUCAAGACCGGCAAGACCAUUGAAGAACUAGAAAAGCAAAUGCUGAACGGGCAGAAGCUACAGGGUCCUUUUACCGCAGAAGAGGUGAACUACAUGCUGAAGGCGAAGAGUAUGGAAAGUCGAUUCCCCCUCUUUACGUCCAUACAUCGAAUUUGCGUGGGUGAGCUCAAGCCAAAGGAUCUCAUCAAUUGCAUCCGCAGCCAUCCAGAGCACAUGUAAGAGUCGUGAUACUUUACCCUUCAUGGAAAUCCAUUUAAAUUCUUUGCAAGAUGGCGAGCGAGAUGCAAAAAUGAAAUAAGCAAAAAAUGCUCAAAAACCAAAUAAUACGUCAACUUAUUUAAUAUUAUGAAAUAUUUUAUCAUUAUAUGUUCGAGAAGAAA